This is a messenger RNA of Ostreobium quekettii, 1557 nucleotides long. Lineage: Eukaryota; Viridiplantae; Chlorophyta; Ulvophyceae; Bryopsidales; Ostreobiaceae. The record is from the annotation of a GenBank genome assembly.
AUGGCGUCCCACACCUUGAGCGCUGCGGCGGGCAGGGCGGUUGGCCGCUGGCUGUGCCUGGCGGUGGCCCUGCUGGCAUGCGGGUGCGCGGGGGCGCAGAGGGCGAAGGAGGGGGAGGCUGGGCGGGAGUGCUUCGCCGUCGUGGAGUACGCGGCCCUCGUCGAAGACCCCGAGAAGGCCAACCUGACGGAUUCUUUCAAGGGGGAGCUGAAAGUGAAGAAGAUCGACGCCAAAGAGAUCGUGAAUGGAUCAAUAAAGUUGGCGUGGACUUUCUCGGCUGGCGCAACACUCGAAGGCAAAUCCAGCAUCACUGAAGAUCCCACAAAGUUUAUCUAUUCUUCUGAAACCGUUGACGAACAGAUGAUUACACUGUGGUGGAAUGACUCUGCAGGCUUUUCAGAUGGUUCGUUAUCUACAGUACGAUUCGUUGGAGAAAAAGGGAACAGCGCACCGGCCGACGCAGGCUUCACAAACUACACGAUGGCAGCUCCAAAUAGUGUGGCGCUCAAUGAUUACCAAUGUGUACCCAUUGGACCCGAAGAUGAGCUUGUCGCAAUAUCGAAAGAAGAAGCGAAUCGAGGCGACCUUGUGUUAUCCUAUAUGCCCAUCGAACUCACAAGCUUCAGGUCGUCCGAUGGUUUUGUUCUACCUGCCACCACAUUUGCAUUCAGAAUUGUCAACGAGGGAUCAAGGGUCGUCGACCUGAAGCAUGUGCGUUUGGAAUACUGGUUCGAUGGGGACGACAGUUUGUUGGCAACAGAUGCGAAGGAUUUGCCCUUCAAAAGCAAUUGCCGGUCGUCAACAACAAAUUGUUCACUGAUGGUGACAAAAGUACGGACUGGCCAACGAGGUGUUCAAGGGGCCAAAUUCAAAGUAGAGAUCUCCUUCCUGGAAGGCGCUGGGAAUCUCCCUCCAACCCAAAACUUGCCAACUACAGAACAAGAUGUGUCCAUGUCACCACCGUUCGUUGAGGCCAUCAUUAACAUCACGUCCAUCAAGAUCUUGGGCCAAAUGAAUUCAACAAGAGAUUUCUCAUACCUUGAGACCGAAAUUGACGCCAAUAGGUCAUUUAUGGCCGAUAUUCCUGACUUCGUGAACCAUGUAUACGCUGAGAACCAACGAAUCCCAGUAUAUUUGAAAGGAGAGCGCGUGUGGGGAAGCUCGCCAGAAGGUGUACAAGACAAGGUUGAGCAAGUUGGUGGAUCGCAACUUCAAUGCGGAUCCGCCAGUUUUGGCAGGGCAGGAUGUGGUUUGCGUCAGCAGUACUGCUGCGAUGCCAAGCUCAAAGUUGCCGUCCCGAUGGCCCCGACGGUUCCGACGGUUUUUCCAACGGCCGUAUUCGUAAACGCGACGGUAUCAGGGACACCUGAGGGCAGUUCCAUAAAAGGCCUACUUGCUCCGUUGAUUGGGAGCAUGAUUGGAGGCUUUGCGGCGAUCUUGGUCAUCGCCUGGUGCUGGAGGAUGGCAGCUGCUGUCAUUAACCGUCGAUCAAGGAGCGCAACAGUUGAUUUGGAACAAAACGACAACCAAAUUAAGCAGGCCUAUGACCCUAUGUAG